CUCCAUUAUCCUUUCGUCUGAAUUCCAACAACUUCCACGUGGAACUUUGUCAGAACCUAUUGGACAACUAGCUACACUGUGCCCGGAUCGCCACAGAAGCUGCCUGGCCUGUUGAGUGUUUCCUGCUUUUUGAUAUUUACCAGUAUUUGAAGGUCGGGGAGUUUGAGUGGAGCCAAAGGGUGCUUGGCAAUAACCCUCACAAGGAAGUCGGAGAGGAACCACAUUCGGACAACGGCGGCGGAGAUGUUGGCGGGACUGAGGCAACACGCAGACCGGAGGAACAGCACCUCGUAUUCCACCUUGGGUAGCUUACAACCCAACGUGACAGUUUGAUGUGCUCUGACCUGGAGCUGCAGCCGACAAUGGACCAGACUGAUUACUGUUCUGAUGGAGGACUGCAUGUUACACUGACCCUCCGACUGCUCAUGCAUGGCAAGGAAGUUGGCAGCAUCAUUGGGAAGAAAGGUGACACGAUAAAGCGAAUGCGCGAGGAGAGCAGCGCACGUAUCAACGUGUCUGAGGGCUCAUGCCCUGAACGGAUCAUCACAAUUACUGGUUCGAUGGAGGCAGUCUUCAAAGCAUUCACAAUGAUCACAGGCAAACUUGAAGAGGACCUCAGUACAUCAAGCCUGAGUGACACCACAAGGAGCAAGCCCCCUGUUACACUGCGCCUGGUAAUCCCUGCCAGUCAGUGUGGUUCGCUGAUAGGCAAAGGAGGGUCAAAAAUCAAGGAGAUUAGAGAGACUACAGGAGCUCAGGUUCAGGUAGCCGGGGACCUGCUGCCAAACUCGACCGAGCGUGCAGUCACCAUCUCUGGAACUCAGGAUGCCAUCAUCCACUGCAUCAGGCAAAUUUGUGCAGUAAUUCUGGAGUCUCCACCAAAAGGUGCCACCAUUCCUUACCGUCCCACCCUUGGACCUGGACCAGUGGUGUUCUCUGGUGGACAGGCGUACACCGUCCAAGGACAGUUUGCAGUCCCUCAUCCAGAUUUGUCGAAGCUUCACCAGUUGGCUGCUCAACACGCUUCCUACAAUGCAGUGAACCAGUCCUCCUCAUCAUACUCUGGAUUGGACAACAGUGGUCAGACUACAUCUCAGGAGCUCCUGAUUCCAAAUGACUUAAUUGGCUGCAUCAUUGGGAGACAGGGCAGUAAAAUAAAUGAAAUCCGGCAGAUGUCAGGUGCUCAAAUCAAGAUCGACAAUCAGGUUGACGGUUCGACCGAGAGACUCGUUACAAUCACAGGGGGUGCCCUGAACAUCAACUUGGCACAGUACCUCAUAAAUGCAUGUUUAGAGAUGGCUAAAACCACCUCCCAGAAUGCUUCCAUCACGACCCCAGUUGACCUCAACAUGACCUUCUCUCAGCCUGCCAACCCUGCCUCUUCCCCACUGGCAUCGAUGAGCUCCGCCCUCCCAUCCUCUAUGCUGAAUGCCCCCUAUGCCAUUCCCAUCUCCAGCCUCCUUGGCAUGAAAAAUGUUCCCUUCCUGGCAUUGUCUGCAGCCAACUCGGGGCCUUCUGGGAGCCUGUCAGCUUACACAGCCAAAAUCUCCUCAUCCAAUGGGGUUAAGAAGUCUGAGCGACAGAAGUUCUCACCGUAUUGAAAGGAUGGUGCAGCUGCUCAGACCCUGUGUAGAACUAGUGAGCAUUCACGAGUGACAAAUGACUACACUGUAGCAUGGUCAGGCUGCAGUAAACAUCUCUGGUCCAAGGUCAACAAGUUUUCGUGUGCCCCCUACCAGUCCCCACAUAUCUAAUACCUGACCCUUCAGGAACAGGCUGAAAAUUAAGCAUCAACAGACUAUGCAAAAGUUAAACAUAGAUUUGAUUUUUAAAAUAAAAUACAUCAUCUGAUUUGAAUCCUGCAGCCAGAUCCUGAAAGUUGAUUUUUUUUUAAAAAAACGUUCUCGUUGGGACUGGACCUAUUUUUCUGAUAUGUUUAGAAAGUGAAUAAGUUUUUCCAGGAGUUCAGUUGGGGCUCCAACAUCCCCAAUGCUGGAUGGAGCACAGGAGGACAGGCCUGAAGAAAAGUUGUGUUUGUACAAGCUACAGGAAUGCAGCACAUCUCAUGAUCGAGCACGAGCGCGCGCACACACAGGCACGCGCACAUGCCAUCUCAAAGUAUCACUGACAGCUUCUAGACAUUCCACUCCCUUACACAAAGCUUUUCCACGCGGGCCGUUCACCGGGCAGAGGAGAGAUAUUGGUUAUGGUGUCUAACUGGAUUGCAGGCGUGCUGAAAGCCAAGGCCCAUUCGCUGGAUGCAGGUGUAGGGUUACGCGCUGCCUGUUUCAUAUCUGUUGUAGGUGGGUGCUGCCAGGUGCACUCUUGAUGCUGGCGAGCUGUAACGUGGGGACAGCUUUCCUCUACCCUGGGAAUUUUCGGUAGGACAGUGUAGAAGAAGAUGUUCCUUAUCCUGGGGACAGGUCCUGGGCUGUCUUUGGGCUGCUCCCUGAAUUCCAUUGGCGCCCUUGACCUGGGGGUGCUCGUCCUUGCAAGAAGGUUGGACAAAGCCUGUGUCCCCGUUCCAUAAAGCUGAAGCACUGUGAUGCGAUGACUUUCACCUCACUGAGAUGGUGCUUGUUUAGUUGUGGCUGCAAGUUGCUGAAUCCUUGUUGAAGAAAGCUUUGUGUAAUGGUACAGGCAGUCUCUGUGUGUGCACACACAGGGUUCUGGGCAGGCGGCCAUGUCUAAUAUUACAGACCCCGUUCUUUGUACCCUUUUCCUGCCUCUGUCUUCAUCCCGCCUCUGUCCUCAUCUUGUGUUGUGUUCAAAUUCGCUCUCCAUUUUCCUUUGCAGUUGUUUCUUUUAUAUUUCCUGUUAUGUUUCGUUAAAUAAAAGUUUUUUAUGCAACACAAAUUCCUUUUAUAAAAUCUUAAUAAAAGUUUUUUGGCACAUUA
Leucoraja erinaceus (little skate) is the source of this 2897-nucleotide messenger RNA. It is a transcript of the gene pcbp4, whose product is annotated as poly(rC) binding protein 4. Gene Ontology annotation, molecular function: mRNA binding. Gene Ontology annotation, biological process: negative regulation of mRNA splicing, via spliceosome. The record is from RefSeq and is a predicted model, not a curated record. The coding region runs from base 333 to 1601 and encodes 422 amino acids. NCBI's taxonomy places the organism in Eukaryota, Metazoa, Chordata, Chondrichthyes, Rajiformes, Rajidae. Gene Ontology annotation, cellular component: nucleus; cytoplasm. The transcript has 17 exons.